Closterium sp. Yama58-4 is the source of this 879-nucleotide messenger RNA. NCBI's taxonomy places the organism in Eukaryota, Viridiplantae, Streptophyta, Zygnematophyceae, Desmidiales, Closteriaceae. The record is from the annotation of a GenBank genome assembly.
AUGGCGGAGGGGAACGUUGCAGAAGGAGCGGCGGAAACGGGUGGGAGAUCGGCGGAAAUCGAAGGAGAGGGGAAGGGGGCGACAGCGGAACUCAGCAACGAGGUCGGCGAGGAGGCGGCUCACGGGGGGAGUGGGAUGGUCGUUAUCCUCGACAAGUAUCGACAUUACAAGACCACUGGCGAUGCGCUGCACGCCGCGCUCCUGCCAGCGAUAUGGUACCCAGUCGAUCCCGACACCGAGGAAGGCCGAGAGAAGUCGGCGUCCAUGCUGUCCGCGUUGAUUGGCCGCGUGUCAAUGUGCGCUGCGUAUGGGAAGACCGCUGCGACAGCGGCGAGAAAGGAGGGAGACAGCGACGAGAAGACGGAUAUGGCGGCAUGGGCGUUAGGAGCAUCCGCAUGCGCUGUGUGGUGCUUCGUUGAGAAUGGCGAUGCCCAGGUGGAGGAUGCUGUGGAAGAAGGGAAGGCGGCGGCGCUUGUGGGCGGAGCGAGCCAGGCGACCGCCGAUGUAUUCGGCAAAGUCAUGGAGGCGGUGCUGAACGCCGAGAUCAACAGGGACCGCCCCCUGGGAGAGGUUGCUUACAACGUCGCGCCAGCACUCAAGAGGACCGCCCUUGACAGGGCCUAUCCGGGGGUGGAUGCCGGAGUCGAUGCCGACGUGAUCGCAAGAGCGACGGUCGAGACGAUGGCGUUCUGGGGAAUGUGCCCCGUCGCCGGGCCGAAACUCAAAGCGAGGGGCAUCGCGGUGCCGAUUGACGCGCAGAUGAAGGCCGAUAUCGACAACAGGGGGAGAAAGGGUCAGAGGGGCAAGAAGGCGACGAAGGCCAAGGGCGGCACGGAGAAGAAGGGGACGAAGGGCCAGAAGGCGAAGGAGUCGGCGUAG